UUCGGAAUUUUAGAAGCUUCGGGGAGAGAGAGAGAGGGAGAGAAACCCUUCAAAGUUCAAACAGAGCAAUAUUGGGUGUGGAUGACGAUACGAUAUGAUUAGGAUGUUAGAAGCGCUUAAACGUCAAAGAACAUCAAAACCAUAAGAAGGUGUUUCUCUUUCUUCUGUGUUUUCUGGUAUCAAUUCCUCGUUUUUCUCCGGUGAUGACGCGUACCAUGGCUAUGGCUUCGACCACCUUCUCAUCUCUCCGCUUCACUUAUUCAUAUUUCAUGGAACAUCAUCAUCGGCUACUCCUCCAAGCCCCAAUGUUCUUUCUGUUCAUUACUCUCUCCUUUGUCUCUCUUAUCGUGCUCUCCCUAAUCAUGUUCAGAAGAUUGAAGAGGACAAAAGAAGAAGUAGUAUUAGUAGAAGAAGAAGAAAAAGAAGUAGUAGAAGAAGCGACAGCUGAGAAAUCGAAUCAAAACCCUCAAUCCAUCUUCAGAUACUCUACAUCGAACACUACCGGUGAGGUCGAUCAGAUUCAUCCGCUAAUUUUAGAGAUCCUCACUUCUGAUCCCUCCAAAUUAGCCUCUUUAAUUUCUUCUUUCCCUUCUCAUUUGUCCCUCGAUGAUAGCGGGAAAAUCGGUGUUAGCCAGUUCUCUGAUGUAUCCAAGAUAGACGGCGAUGGUGUCCGUUCUGUCGUCGAGGAUUCGGGGAAAACUGGGGACCCGAGGGGUAAGAAGAAGAAGAAAAGGGCUAAAAAGAAGCGACAGAAUUCCUCGGCCAAAGAUAAUGUCGAAGAUGGGUUUCUUCAGAACCAAAUAUCUCUUUCACUGGAUAAGAAUGAUUUGGAUUGCUUAUAUCCCUUUACCUCGUUGUCCAGUGUGACGCAGAAGAAGAUCAAACAACAGUAUGAUCAGCUUGUUAAGGCCCACGAUUCCCAAGCUUUAACACUGGCUCAGGUU
Messenger RNA from Macadamia integrifolia, 944 nucleotides. RefSeq lists its product as uncharacterized. NCBI's taxonomy places the organism in Eukaryota, Viridiplantae, Streptophyta, Magnoliopsida, Proteales, Proteaceae. The record is from RefSeq and is a predicted model, not a curated record.